GCCCCCAGGUGUGCCUGUAACCGACGGCAGAUGCAUUGAGCUGCUGUGUGUAAUCCACCCUGCAUUGCCGACACGACAUCCCCGGGCACUUUGACCCGGCUGACAGUGCGGACGGUGUGAGGCUCCGCUCAGAGAAAGGAAGGGAGUCUCGCAGCCGCUCUCAGUGCGUCAGAUCCCAGGACACGUCAGACGUCCGGUGACUGAGGGACGUGGUUCCCGCGGAGGCAGCCUCCGGAUUAGCAAUGCUGCUAUAUUUAUCGCCUUCCACAGCUGUGCUGACGGAACGGGCGAGAAAACAAGGCCCACCCGCAAUGGAAGUUGCUGGAACGCGGGCGCCAUUGGAUACGGCGGGGGAGAAUGGGGGGAGUCCAGACCCCGCCACACGCGGUCUGAGCCUCAGAAACAGGCAACUGGCCUGUUGUGGGACAGAGGAACCGACCACGGACCCCGAAUGGGACCCCCGGGACCGGCUCAGCGGAAGUGACGGAGACGCAGACGUGGAAGAUGCUGACGGCAGACUCAGAGCGUCCGAGCUCCCACACCGCUGCAGCUCCAGGAGACGGCGGCGACCCAGGCUGGUGCAGCAGGACACGACGGAGAGCGAGGACGACUCGACUCGGAACCGGCACGGACAGCACCACUGUAACGUCCCACUCAGUCCCCAGCACACGUCCCAAGCCAUCACAGAGGAGAGCGUCUCUCAGAUCCGUCCGCUGGUGCUGAGUACAGCAGGUUUGCGGCCGAGCGGGGUGGGGGUGUCACUGGGCCCUGAGAUCCAGACCCCCGCCCUACACUGUCCCAUGGCCCCCCGGGACAACGUCAGCUGCCUGUUCGUCACCUCCAUUGUCUUCAUUCCUCUCGGGCUGCUGCUCCUCCUUUGCCUGUUACAGAGAAAGGAGGCAUGAAGGAGGGGGGGAGGGAGGGGGCAGUGACGAGGGCCCGGAGUCUGACCUCAGUCCCACCCCUCCCACCCCCUCUCUGAGAACACGGACCAUCGCACAAACCCCUGACCGUGUCCCGCCCCUCCCACCUGACGAUCAGGACUGAGCAUACCAGAGAGGAACCCAGGGGCAGAGGGUUUGACUCUUUGCCCCCACCCAACACAUCCCCUCCCCUCCCUUCCCCACAAGAGGCACCUCCAGAGGCAAGAAUAAAAAAGGAAAUGUUUUAUUGUU
Molecule: messenger RNA, 1175 nt
Organism: Hypanus sabinus (Atlantic stingray)
Lineage: Eukaryota; Metazoa; Chordata; Chondrichthyes; Myliobatiformes; Dasyatidae
Exons: 5
Coding region: 243-905 (220 amino acids)
Source: RefSeq, a predicted model, not a curated record